Messenger RNA from Megalopta genalis, 3991 nucleotides. It is a transcript of the gene ema, whose product is annotated as C-type lectin domain containing ema. Gene Ontology annotation, cellular component: Golgi apparatus; late endosome. Gene Ontology annotation, biological process: vacuolar transport; regulation of autophagosome maturation; endosomal transport. NCBI's taxonomy places the organism in Eukaryota, Metazoa, Arthropoda, Insecta, Hymenoptera, Halictidae. The record is from RefSeq and is a predicted model, not a curated record.
UAAUGUAGGUUAGGUGUUUCUAAACAAUAUAUGUCUGUACAGGUAAUAACAGAGUGUCUUACCUUGAAACGCGUAAUGCAUUCCCCCGAUACCACUAUAUAAUUCUAGCACUCUCAUGAUUAAUGAUUCAUUUGAAAUUUCUUAAUUAUAGAUAUUCUGGCACGUAUGUUGUUAAUUGUCAAUAAACUCAUCUGCUCUAGUAUCGACGUGUUUUCAUCGUUCUUUGACAACUUUGUUUCAUACGUAUUGAAAUAAUAACGGCAACUGACAACGAAGUAACCUAACAUGUGAUUCCAUAGUCCGUUCAGUAAUGGAGGCUGGGCUACGUUUUGCGUCGCGCAAAAUUCUACGUGUGUGAUCUAACAUUACCUCGAAAAACUGUUUAUGGUACGAGAAAAAAAUGUAUAAGAAAAGUAAGUGUAAAUUUGCAAGUAACAGAGUAAUUAGUUAUUAAAACAAUGAUAAGAAUGCUCAAUGCGAAAACAAGAAGUCUAACCUGAACAAUGUGUUGACUUUUGGCUCUAUUUUGAUAAUUGUUUCGACGUUUACGAAGAUUUCAAUGCGCAAGGAUUCGCAUGAAAAAACCCCUAUGAUCCUAAUCGUAUUAACAAAGAUUGAUACUCUUCCUUAGCGAUAAAAGAUAGCGAAAAAUGAAUUUAUCGCAGGCCACCACCCAAAUGCGAUCGCAAUAUAAUUAAAAAAUGUUUCGAAGCCGAAGCUGGUUUGGAGGAGGGCUCUGGAAGCCCAAGAAUCCACACUCUUUGGAGCACCUCAAGUAUUUGUACAAUGUCCUAUCAAGGAAUCAGACUGUGUCUGAGAAUAAUAGAGGAUUAUUGGUAGAGAUUCUCCGUUCUAUAGCUGAAAUUUUAAUAUGGGGUGACCAAAAUGAUAGUAGUGUAUUCGAUUUCUUUUUGGAGAAAAACAUGCUUUCAUUCUUUUUACGAAUUAUGAAACAAAAAUGUGGAAGCUAUGUAUGUGUUCAAUUGCUACAGACACUGAAUAUAUUGUUUGAAAAUAUACGUAAUGAGACUUCCUUAUAUUACUUGCUCAGUAAUAAUCAUGUAAACAGUAUAAUAGUGCACAAAUUUGACUUCAGUGAUGAAGAGGUGAUGGCAUACUACAUCAGUUUUUUAAAGACCUUGAGCUUGAAGUUGAAUGCUCAUACUAUUCAUUUCUUUUAUAAUGAGGUAAACGAGCACACCAAUGAUUUUCCAUUGUAUACGGAGGCAAUCAAAUUUUUUAACCACUCAGAAGGUAUGGUUCGUAUAGCGGUGCGAACCCUAACUUUAAAUGUCUAUCGUGUAGAGGAUGCCUCCAUGCUCGUGUUUAUAAGAGACCGCACUGCUGCACCUUAUUUCAGUAAUCUUGUAUGGUUUAUUGGCGAUCACAUUAUAGAGCUUGACACCUGUGUCAGAAACGAUGCCGAUCAUCAAAGUCAAAACAGAUUAUCGGAUUUGGUAGCUGAGCAUUUAGAUCAUUUGCAUUACUUAAACGAUAUUCUUUGUUUAAAUAUACCCGACUUGAAUAAAGUCUUGUCUGAACACUUGCUUCACAAAUUAUUGGUUCCGUUGUACGUUUACUCGCUUACAAAACAUAAGAAUCUUUUGUGCCAAAAUCAGGAUGAGAGAAAACAUGUAAGCAUUGUAGUAGCACUGUUUCUACUUUCUCAAGUGUUUCUUAUAAUCUCCCAUGGCCCUCUUGUACAUACUUUAGCAGCAGUAAUAUUGCUGUCAGACUUAGAAACUAUUCAAACAGGUGCAAGCAAAGUGCUCGAAAUGUACGGUGAUAUUACGUCUAUUAAGUCAAUUGGUUUUUCACCUCCAAAAGAAAGUUUAGAAAAGUCUCUAGAAAAUUUGAGCGAAUCCUUAAAUGUGUCCGACGAUCUUUGCGAAGAGGGGUGCGUUGUAGAAGAAGGAGGAGAUGAUAGUAUGGUCAACAGGAUAUUAGACACCAAUUAUCCUAGUACAUCGUUUGAUACUACUUCAAUAAGUGAUACACCUGUACUAAUGAGUCCAGAACAACUAGACAUUAGCAUUCCACAUGAUAAUCUAGAAGACAUCAGAUAUUUAAAUGUAACUGAUGAAGAGAAAGAACAGAGACUUGCACUGGAAAGCCCCUUGAUACCCGAAACGCAAAACAAUCUAAACGAAUCUCUGUCAAAUAAGCUAUUUCUAGAAACUAUCUUGAACUCGUUGUUUUGCACGGAAAAUGAUUACGCUGCCCUGUUUGCGUUAUGUUUGCUUUAUGCUCUAGCUAACAAUCAGGGCAUUGACCGUAAAACUUUGGAUCCAAUUUUAAGCAGUUCACAAGGCUCUACGACGAGCUUCUAUAAUGAAAUUUUAAUAGAUAGACUAAUUCAUAUUAUAACGUUAAGUUGUCAAACAAGUGUGAAAGUGAGACUUGUUACGCUGGAAUUGGCGAUUAAGUUGUUAAUGCAAUUAGUAAUGUCGGAUGGACAAACAGUGUUAAAAGACUCGCAUUUGGCGGCUAUCGAAACGGCCAAAGAGCAGAGUACUGCGUUGUUAAAAAAUUUUUAUAGGAGCGAAGACAUAUUCCUAGACAUGUUUGAGGAUGAAUAUAGUGAAAUUCAAAAGCGACCCUUGAACGUUGAAUGGUUGAUGAUGGACAGUAACAUUUUAUUACCACCGACAGGUACUCCGAUGACUGGUAUUGAAUUUACCAAAAGAUUACCGUGCGGCGAAAAAAUCAAAUUAUCAUUUAAACAGGUGGAGAGAGCUCGUCGCGCUAUAAGAGUAUUUUUUUUAAUAAGAGAAUUAUCCUUAGCUAUUAACAUGGAAGUGGAAACGCAGUUGCCCUUAACAAACCCGGUCAAUUGUGUUCAAGUGGAUAAUGUUCUUGACUUAAAUAAUAGCGAUUUGAUCGCCUGUACGGUUGUGUGGAAAGACGGUCAGAAAAUUCGACGUUUUCUAGUCAUACAUAUUGUGCAAUUAAUCCUCGUAGAACCAGACACUAGCAAAUUAGGCUGGGGAGUGGCACGAUUAGUGGGCUUUUUACAAGACAUUGAGGUAGCAGGUGACAAAGACGAUUCUAGAUGUUUACACUUAACGAUUUACAAACCUUCGAGUAGUUCGACCGGCAAUCGUGUUCCUUUGCUAUCAACAAAAUUUAUCUUCGACGAUCACAUUAGAUGUAUGGCUGCUAAACAAAGGCUAACGAAAGGUCGGAUAAAGGCACGGCAAAAGAAGAUGAGUCAGAUCGCGAGACUGUUAGACAUUCCCACAAGUACGCCCCAUUCAUCAACACCACCGCCAAAUUAUGCUCUACGGGGUUUAGUAGGACGUGGACAAAGACAGAAGGAACCGCGACCAAUGUUUAUAGUAAACAGAGUGCCCGGAUUCGCGGCACAAAUGCGCAGGGAAAACAAUGCAGCACCUUCAUCAGUUCCCAGGCGCAGUGAUAACUCAAAUGAGAAAAGCCAAGAGAACGGUUUGCGAUCUCGAGAUAAUUCACCGAAAAUGCCGAGGCCGCGAAGCGAAGAGAUUCCUCUGGAGGAUAUGCGUCUACGGAAAGCAGCUCUAACAUCUGCUGCAUUGAGUAUAUCAAAUAUGUGUCAGGAGAAGAAGGAUGGUCAAAUCUCUGCGUGUUCAACAAAUGGCGAACCCUCGACUGUGAUCAGAAAACAUUCGGAAGAGACAUCGUUUACUUGCCCGAAGGAAACGAAACCGCGUAAGAAGGGUCAAGUGGAGACAGUAUGAUUGUGAGAUAGAAAGAAAGCAUACAGAUUGAAUUGAUUUUUUUUUAAAGGAUAUAAGAAAGACGUGGGGAUGUAUUUGCGAUCUUGAAUUAAUGGAAGAAAUCUUUGAUCUAUGUAAUAAAAAGGUUUUACUACAGGUACUUUCUAAAUGAUGACUUGAAAGACAUCCCAUGCUUCAUCGUUUUUUCAAUAGAAUAGAGAAUAAAUUGGAGUUAAUCUUGUAAAAAAAAAACACACGGUAUUAUGAUUUCAGUAAAAGGUCAAUCACUGGCGAAA